AUGUCGUACGUGAAAAAGUGGGUAGGUGAAAAAAUUUCAAGUGUGAGGCGAUGGUGGUCUCCUGAGAAAGCCAAGCCUCGGCUUCCCAGGACCAAUGGACGCGACUACUCCUGCAUGAAAGACUCUUUUGAGAAUCUGGUACUGAAGGGAGGAGGAGCCAAAGGAAUUGCCUACAUCGGAGCAGCAAAGGUCCUGGAUGAGGCACGAAUUUUGCCCAACAUCAAGCGGUUUGCUGGAACCAGCGCAGGCGCAAUCACUGCCACCAUGCUGGCAAUCGGGAUGAAACCAGAAGAGAUGCUGGAGGAGCUCAGUCAGAGAAACCUGAUGGACCUCUUAGAUCCGCCAGUAGGUUUGCUCAGUGGCCUGAGCAAGCUACCCCGCAUCCUAUUCAUCUUGCCCAGUUGGCUAACCAUGAAAAACAUCUCCAUGGCCCUAUCAGCAAUGACGGACAGAGGCGCGUGUGAAGGGGAUGAGUUUCUGGACUGGUUCGGAGACAUCUUAGACCGGCACCUCGCGCGACUUCAUCCGUUUAAGAAAGGACUGGACAAGGACAUCACGUUCGACACGCUCUACCACGUGUUGGGGAAGGAGCUGUGCAUCGUGGCUUACAACAUGGUUUUGGGCAAUGAAAUUUAUUUUCAUGUCAAAACCACGCCUAUGAUGAAGAUCAAGGAGGCAGUGCGCAUGUCCAUGUCCAUUCCAGGUGUCUUCAAACCGUUUGGGAUUCCGGGAUCUCCCUAUACUUUCAUUGACGGUGGGCUGGCCGCUAACUAUCCUCUCUGGGCAUUUGACGGAUGGUACCUGUCCAUGAAAGAGGAAGACUUUUUCCAAGAGAGACUGAUGUCGACGCUGGACGCUGGACAGACGGUUCGCCAGAUGUUCCACCCCGAGUACAGGAGGGAGCGGUUCGGCACCAGGAACGACAAGACACUCGGCAUUCUGCUGUUUUCUAGCGAGGACCGUGAAAUGUACCAGGAACAGUUUGAGAAGCGCCAGGAAGAGUUCAAACCGGCGGAGAUCAAACCGGAAUACGACACGGAGCUAUACAAGGAUUACAAGGAAAAGACGGAAAAGAGCAAAAAAGAACAAAUCGCGAGCUAUGAAAAAGUUGAGGUACUGGUCGGCCAGGAUGUCAAGCGAAUGAUCGAGGGGACUGAUGGACAAAUAACAGAAGCCUUAGUCAUAAAACGGCGACCGGAUCUACCGGUCAUAUCUAAAGAGGAAGCAAAGCAGCUCUUCAACGAGAUUUUCAGUGAAGAGGACCUCGCUUUCCUGGGCGCACCUUCAAAGGAGGAGGCGUUCGAUUUUCUGAUGAUUAAUGAAGAAAAAAAUCUGACUUCAGACAGAUUGAGGAAGAUAUACAAGAACUUCGGUCCCUUGCAACUCGCCAGGCGCGCAUACCUCGGGCACAGGCUCGUGUCAACACCACGCCAGUAUUUUGGUACCAUGCUGGAAUUCGUGGGAAGGCAGAGCGGCAUCACUGAUGAGGAUGUUCCCAGGUCUAUCGCCAUAGAUGUGGGCUACGUGGGCACCAUGGAUUUUGACAUGGCAACUGAGGACAUGGAGUUUCUCAUGAGGCAAGGAGCUGCAGGGACUAUUGCCUUUCUGGAGGAGAAGAAAGACGGUCUGGGGAAGCGCCGAGAAUAAACCAUAAUUGCAGAUAAACAUAAGAUAAUUAACAGGAUUCAUACACGUACUCUAAAUAUUGUUACAGUAAUGCUUCUUGUUAACAUUCUUUUACAGACGUUCACAUUUUAAACAUCUUUAAAUCUAGAAACCUAGAAGAAUUUGCUUAAUAUAUACUUGAAGAUCGCUAUUCAUUGUUUAACUGGGAUAAGGAGAAAAUGUAAUAAGAAUGCCCAGCACCAUACAUAAACAAUAUGUGCUA
This is a messenger RNA of Branchiostoma belcheri (Belcher's lancelet), 1888 nucleotides long. RefSeq lists its product as uncharacterized. Gene Ontology annotation, biological process: lipid metabolic process. The record is from RefSeq and is a predicted model, not a curated record. The coding region runs from base 1 to 1647 and encodes 548 amino acids. The transcript is spliced from 13 exons. NCBI's taxonomy places the organism in Eukaryota, Metazoa, Chordata, Leptocardii, Amphioxiformes, Branchiostomatidae.